This is a messenger RNA of Salvia miltiorrhiza (redroot sage), 453 nucleotides long. RefSeq lists its product as uncharacterized. Lineage: Eukaryota; Viridiplantae; Streptophyta; Magnoliopsida; Lamiales; Lamiaceae. The record is from RefSeq and is a predicted model, not a curated record. Bases 1 to 453 code for a protein of 150 amino acids. The transcript has a single exon.
AUGAAAAGGUGUUGGGAAAUCAUCAAGGAAGACCUGCUCAAAGUCUUAAAGGAGUUUCACGCUAAUGGAAAGCUUACAAGAGGUUGUAACACCGCCUUUGUGGUCUUAAUACCGAAGAAAACUGCAGCGUCGGAGCUAAAAGACUACAUGCCCAUUUCACUUAUUAACAGCCUUUACAAGGUGUUGGCUAAAGUUCUUGCUCUUAGAAUGAAAAAGGUGAUGAAUCUCAUUAUUUCAGAAAGACAGAGCGCUUUUGUUGAAGGCAGAUGCAUUCUUGAUGGAGUUGUCACUUUAAACGAAAUUGUUGAGGAGGCCAAGAGGAAGAAGAAAGGUACUAUACUUUUCAAAGAUGAUUUUGCUAAAGCUUAUGACACGGUAGAUUGGCAUUUCCUCGACAAAAUGCUUGAAAAGAUGAAUUUUAGAGAAAAAUCACUACAAGAAAAACGCCAAUAG